Molecule: messenger RNA, 2235 nt
Organism: Cucurbita maxima (winter squash)
Lineage: Eukaryota; Viridiplantae; Streptophyta; Magnoliopsida; Cucurbitales; Cucurbitaceae
Product: ARM REPEAT PROTEIN INTERACTING WITH ABF2
Exons: 1
Coding region: 204-2036 (610 amino acids)
Biological process (GO): cell surface receptor signaling pathway
Molecular function (GO): protein binding
Source: RefSeq, a predicted model, not a curated record
AUGAACGAUCAUGGAACACAGACCAAAGUUCCAGACUGAUUCUGACCCAUACCCAAAAGCUAAAUUGGAAAACCCACCUUCUCUCUUUCACUCCCACUCCAACGCUGCUCACUUAACUCGGAACGAAUCGGUAUUUAAUUUUACAGGGUUCAGGAGAAUUGACGGUGACGGACCACAAAUAUAGAGUAACCUAACUACCUCAAAUGGAUUCCGGGGACAAGUGGAUUGAAGAGGAACUGUCCCACCCGAUUGUGCUGUCGGAGCGUGUUCGCUCGGCCGUCGACGAAGCCGAGUCCUUCAAAAAUGAGUGUGCGGAAGUGGGCAAGCAAGUUGAUCGCCUUGCCCAAAUGCUCAGAACCGCGGUUCGAUUCGCUACAGCAACUCCCACCCUCUACGAGCGUCCCAUCCGGCGGGUGGUUGCCGAGGUUUCCAAGAAUCUGGAGCGUGCCCUAACCCUCGUACGCAAAUGCAAGCGUCAGAGUGCUCUUCGCCGCGUAAUGACCAUCACUAGCGUUGCUGAUUUUCGAAAACUGUUCAACCUUCUAGACGCUUCCGUUGGGGAUAUGAAAUGGCUUCUCACUAUAUUCGAAUGCAACGGAGGCGGUAUCGUGCUUUCGCUUCCCCCAAUUGUAAGCAAUGACCCGAUUAUUGCUUGGGUUUGGUCCUCUAUUGCCUCGAUUCAGAUGGGUCAAUUGCACGAUCGUAUUGAAGGGACCAACGAACUCACUUCGCUUGCCGCUGAUAAUGAGAGAAACAAAAACAUUAUUGUUGAGGAAGGGGGAAUUCCUCCUCUGCUCAAGCUUUUGAAGGAAGGACCCUCGCCGGAGGCUCAAAUUGUGGCCAUCAAGGCACUUUAUACGCUUGCAAAUGAUCCGAAUAGAGUGAGAACUAUUAUUCAAGAACAUGGAAUCCCGAUCAUAGUGCAGACUCUUGCAAACUCGCCGAUGGUGGUGCAGACACAAGCGGCGGGUUUGGUGGCGAGAAUGGCGAUGCAUGACCCCCUGGCUCAAGAAGAUUUUGCACGGGAGAACGUGAUACGACCCCUCGUCACUCUGUUGUCGUUCGAGACUUUUAUGGAUGAAGUGGGUAGACAGAGCAUUCAUUCCAUUGUCCAGAUCAACAGGAACCUAGAGAAGAAGACACUAGUGGAUAAAACAGUGGAAUACAACCCGAAUGCGAGUUCGCAGUGGAAGUCAAAUUCUUUGUGUUAUAUGGAAGGGGGCAGCCGGGGAGGAAAUUGCCGGAAAGAGAGGGAAAAUGAGAGACCUGAAAUAAAGCUUAAGCUGAAAAUAAGUUGUGGUGAGGCGCUGUGGAUGCUUGCGAAAGGGAGCGUGUCGAAUAGUAGGAGAAUUUGUGAGACAAAAGGAUUGCUUUGCAUGGCAAAGAUGGUGGAGAAGGAAGAGGGGGAGUUGCAGCUGAAUUGUUUGAUGUGUAUAAUGGAGUUAACAGCUGCGGCAGAGUCCAAUGCGGACCUGAGGCGUGCAGCGUUCAAGACAAAUUCUCCUGCCGCCAAGGCUGUGGUGGAUCAGAUGUUGAGGGUGAUCAAUGAUUUGGACAACCCGACUCUGCAAGUUCCUGCCAUAAGAUCCAUAGGAUCGUUGGCUAGGACAUUUCCCGCGAGAGCAACACGAGUCAUUGGUCCUUUGGUGGUGAAGCUUGAGAGUAGGCAUGUAAAUGUGGCUGCAGAGGCUGCCAUUUCGCUGGGGAAGUUUGUUUGUCCGGAGAAUUUCCUUUGCAUGGAGCAUUCGAGGACAGUAAUAGAGUUGAACGGGGUGCCUCUCGUACUGAAGAUACUUGGGGAGAACGAGAAGACACGGAUGUAUGGACUGAUUCUGUUGUGUUAUCUUGCACUUCAUGCGGGCAGCAGCGAGGUUGUGGAUCAGGCCCGGGUUUUGACAGUGCUGGAGGGGGCGGAUCGCACCAUGAUUGCAAUGCACCCAGAAUUGAAAGACUUGGUGGGGAAGGCAAUUAGUCACCUCAAUCUGUAUCACGCAGGAAUGGGAGUCCAUUCUAAGGGGCACUUGGGGUUGCCCUAAAACUUCUCCUUUCCUAAAUCCAACCGUUUGGUUUACUUUGAUGAUGGCGGCAUGGUAUUAUGUGUAUAUCCUCUAAACAAAAUGAUCCACAGAGUUGUGUAGAAAAUAAAGCUUAUACCUUGUUAGCUUCCAAUGUUGUUGACAGGAAUAGAAUGGUUAAAAAGAUUACAGAGUGGAAUGCAGUUUUUCCUCUGUCUUC